AUGGCUUCUGGGAGGCUGAUUAAGCUGUUGGUUUUUGAGCUCCUGGAGUUCGCAGCCUUCUCCGUUCCCACCCUGGUGAUCAUGGAGCAGUUUGCCACCGCCUAUCAAGGGACAAGGACCAUCUCUGAGAAAACACAUUAUUGGCUGAUUGUUUCUUGUUCUAUCGCCUAUGUGGCUUUGGUGACACUAGUGAUUUGGGUUCCUGUAAAAGUUCUCUUAUACAAGAAACAUCAUCUUGUCAAAAAAAUUAAAGGAUGGCGGCCUGUUCUGAUGAUGUGUGUCAUACUCACCACAUUGCCCAGCUUCACCUUUUCGGUGGCAGUGACCGAGAUUCAAAAGAACAUCAACGGGUCUGCUGAUGUCUUACCUGAUAUGUUACCUGAUCUGCCUGUAUCUUUGGUCCUGUCAUCCUUGAUUGUAGUUGAUAUCGUUGAAAAACUCAGGAUAUAUCCUCUUAGAGGGAGUCAAAAGAGCAUUGAAGACGGGAACACCCAAACAACCUCUUUGCAACAAGUAAGAACUGUGACGGAGCAGGUGAAGCAAAAUGAAGACAACCCUUCAUCUCCUCCAGAUGCAGGGAGAACCCAGAUCUCACAACCAUCGCGACCCAUGACCCAGAGCCAGGUGUCUGAGCUGAUGGAACCCCAGGAACCAUCAUUUCACUCAGGAAUCCUGGCAGCCAUGUCUCGGCGGGACAUGCGGGCCGAGAUAUUUCUGUGGAACUUUCUGCUGUGGUCUGACACUAUUGAAAUGGUGCGUGUGGCCGGUCAUCCCAGGGUGUACAAGUCAGCCUGGAUAUAUCCAGUCUACAUCUUCAGUUUCAUGUCUCUCCUGCGAAUGAUAUUCACUCCCAAAAAUCCUCUUCUCAAUUCCCUGGGUGUCCUGCUGCAAGAUUUACCCUUUGUUUUUGUUAGACUCGGUUUGAUCAUUGCCUUGGGGACAAUCACGCCCGUGCUGGGCCUUUGUAAAAACAUAGUGGUGACUGUCUCUUACGUUUACUUCAAUCACCUAACUCGGCUAAGGGUUUUCUCUACCUUUGAAAUGUCUCCGUUUUAA
Molecule: messenger RNA, 1056 nt
Organism: Otolemur garnettii (small-eared galago)
Lineage: Eukaryota; Metazoa; Chordata; Mammalia; Primates; Galagidae
Gene: TMEM236
Product: transmembrane protein 236
Exons: 4
Coding region: 1-1056 (351 amino acids)
Source: RefSeq, a predicted model, not a curated record